AUGGAGCUUCUCGAACUCGUUGAAUAUGAGCCUGCCACUCGCCCGUUCCAGUGUGACUGGGACUCGUGCAGCAAGAGCUUCAACCGCAAGUCGGAUCUUCAGCGCCACUACAGGAUUCACACCAACGAGCGCCCCUACUCCUGCUCUAUUCCCGGCUGUGGCAAGAGCUUCAUCCAGCGCAGCGCCCUGACUGUUCACAUCCGAACUCACACUGGCGAGAAGCCUCACCAGUGCCAACACAUGGGUUGCGGCAAGCGCUUCUCUGACUCUUCCUCUCUCGCCCGCCAUCGCCGCAUUCACACCGGCAAGCGCCCCUACAAAUGCGCCCACGACGGCUGCAUCAAGAGCUUCUGCCGCAAGACCACCAUGGUCAAGCACCAGCGCCGCUCUCACCAGCGCGGCCUCCACCCCAACGAAGUCAUGGACGACUGCUCCUCCGACUCGGACAUGGGCGAGUCGCCUCCUACUCCUACCCAGACAGCCAUGUCCUGGCCCGUUUCCCACAUUGUGCCCGGUCAGGCCCUGCCCCAUGGCCACCACGUCAUGCACCGCGCUGCGUCCUUCCCCGACUUUAACCAGCAGAUGCACCAGUACAACAUGCAAAACGUCGCCGCCGCCGGGUACUCGGUCCAGCAGCACCCCGUCAUGCUCCAGCGCAGCCAGUCUAUCCAGCAGCCCUUUUACGUCGUCGAGCAGGGCAACCCAGGCGUCGCCACCAUGAACACCAACAUCCACCCCUCCUUCCAGGUCCCUCGCGGCCAGAGCGAGCGCCCGAGCAGCGUCGUCGAGAUGGCCUACACCACACAGGGCAUGACGACGCCCAUCACCAGCAGCCCCGGCUUCUCCCCCGUCGCCGGCCAGAGCCCGACCAUCCGCGACGGCCUCUACACGCACGCCUCGCAAGAAAGCCAGUACGCCAUGCACAACGCCGCCGCCGUCGAGCAGCAGCCCAUGAUCCAGUACACGCAGCAGAUGCCGCCGCAGACCCAGGCCCCUGCCGGGCACUACCCGUCCCCUCAGCCCGAGACGGAGCAGUGGUACCAGUACCAGGCGCCGGUCGAGGUCGCCACCAUCGGCCAGCUGCCUGCCUACGGAUCCGGCAUCUACGACCUCUACGGCGGCCCCAAGAUCGAGUUCGAUGACCCGUCCAUGCAGCUGCCCAGCAGCCGCAUCGCAGCCAUCUAA
Molecule: messenger RNA, 1185 nt
Organism: Cordyceps militaris CM01
Lineage: Eukaryota; Fungi; Ascomycota; Sordariomycetes; Hypocreales; Cordycipitaceae
Product: C2H2 finger domain protein, putative
Exons: 3
Coding region: 1-1185 (394 amino acids)
Biological process (GO): regulation of transcription by RNA polymerase II
Cellular component (GO): transcription regulator complex; PcG protein complex
Molecular function (GO): DNA-binding transcription factor activity, RNA polymerase II-specific; RNA polymerase II cis-regulatory region sequence-specific DNA binding
Source: RefSeq, a predicted model, not a curated record